AUGGACCAAGGACAGAAAUUUGGCCACAAACAGCAGAAACUACGCAGCAACGUAGAUAUCAUCAUGGAGCGAGCAAAAAUUGAUGCCAUUACCGCUCCCAAUCUAUACCCCACGUUGAAUGAGCCCAUAUCCCGCAUGCAAAUCGCCUGGAUACCAAACCUGAAAUCCUGUCUCCAGUGGAGGCCUCCAUUGUCGUUGAUUCAGCAACUUGCUGCUGGGCCAAGAGGCAACAUAAGUGUGACCAAGAAUUCACCCGUGCUGGAGUAG
Paracoccidioides brasiliensis Pb18 is the source of this 267-nucleotide messenger RNA. RefSeq lists its product as uncharacterized. Bases 1 to 267 code for a protein of 88 amino acids. The record is from RefSeq and is a predicted model, not a curated record. The transcript has 2 exons.